AUGACUCGUCUCCUCCACGAAUGCAUUGCCUACCAACGAGCCCUGGAUCUUGAACUGGACACCAUUCUUUCCCAACGCUCCGAUGUCGACAAACAACUGUCCAACCUCCACAAAUCCACCGAACUCCUUGAGAUCGUCAAGGCCGAUUCCGACCACAUGCUCUCCAAUGUCCGCUCCACAUGCGAUCUCGCCGAUCAGGUCCGCGGCAAAGUCCGCCAACUUGAUCUCGCUCAGUCCCGCGUCAAUGACACUCUUCUCCGCAUCGACGCCAUCGUAGAGAGAGACCUUCCUCCAGAUCGAUGCCAAAUACAGAGAUUCUGGUUCGGAUCAGAGAGAACUGUUGCUAGCAUCGAAGAAACAGCUGAAGGAAUUGUCAGGAAGAGGUUAUCGGCUGCUGUGGAUCAGCGGGACCACCCGGCGAUCCUUCGGUUCAUUAGAUUAUACUCUCCUCUCGGUUUGGAGGAAGAAGGAUUGCAAGUGUACAUAAGUUAUUUGAAGAAAGUAAUUUCGAUGAGAUCUAGGCUCGAAUUCGAGCAAUUGGUGGAAUCGAUGGAGCAACAGCAAUCCUCUGCCGCUGCUACUAAUCAAAAUCAGUUCAAAGACAUUGUGUUAGCCAUAGAAGAAAAUAAUGAGAUUUUAAGGAGUAAUCUAUGCGGUGAAGAUGGAAUUGUGUAUGCCAUAUGUGAGCUCCAAAAUGAGUGUGAUUCUCGGGGUUCCUUAAUUUUAAAGAAAUACAUGGAAUAUCGGAAAUUGGCUAAGUUGACAUCCGAAAUUAAUACUUACAAGAGUAACUUACUUUCUGUUGGAGUCCAAGGACCUGACCCAAGGGAGAUCGAAUUGUAUUUGGAAGAGAUUUUGCAAUUGACACAGUUGGGUGAGGACUACACUGAUUAUAUGGUGUCCAAGAUAAGAGGUUUGAGUUCAGUUGAUCCGGAAUUGCUUCCCCGAGCAACCAGGGCUUUUAGGAGCGGAAAUUUCAGUAAAGUUGUUCAGGAAAUUACGGGUUAUUAUGUGAUUUUGGAGGGGUUCUUCAUGGUGGAAAAUGUGAGGAAGGCUAUUAGCAUUGAUGAGCAUGUACUUGACAGCCUCACAACGUCCAUGGUGGACGACGUGUUCUAUGUUCUGCAGAGUUGCUGCAGGAGGUCGAUAUCCACGUCUAAUAUUAACUCAGUGAUUGAGGUACUGAGCAGUGCUGUGAGUUUGUUGGGUGGCGAGUAUAAUGAAGCGUUGCAGCAGAAAAUGAGGGAGCCUAACCUUGGAGCGAAGCUGUUCAUGGGUGGUGCUGGCGUGCAAAAGACUGGGACAGAAAUUGCAACAGCUUUAAAUAACAUGGAUGUCAGUUGCGAUUAUGCACUGAAACUACGGCAUGAGAUUGAAGAUCAAUGUUCAGAGGAGAGGGAAAAUAGGGCAUGGGUUGAGGUUCUCAAACCCAAAGAUGCUAAGACUUUUAAGGGUCAUGAAGUUCUAUUAAAAGAAGAAGAAAGAUGGAGAUGUGUUCUG
Ilex paraguariensis (yerba mate) is the source of this 1500-nucleotide messenger RNA. The record is from the annotation of a GenBank genome assembly. NCBI's taxonomy places the organism in Eukaryota, Viridiplantae, Streptophyta, Magnoliopsida, Aquifoliales, Aquifoliaceae.